GUCUGUGUGAGCGAUCGUUACUCCCUCGGGGAAGGGAUCUGUUGGCGGGAGGGCAUUAGAGGGGUCUUUGUACUGCCCCCUAGUCCUUUGUGUCUGUGAAAUAACUCGGCUGAUUUCACCAUGGCUUUUCGUCAUUUUCAAGGCCGGGCGGGGCCAUUCGACCAUCUGGUCUGAGCUCCUGGGUAGCCCAGGCCAGGGAAUAUUGCCCAGGGCCCCCUGCACUGAGCCGCAUAUUCACCCAACUUCCCCCUGAAGUGCAUGAGAUCAGAAUCUGGCUUUUAUUAUUAGGAUUAUUUCAAAUAGGUUCUGUAUAUAUCGCGUUCCCCGGUUUCUACCCCGCACCCAUAGCCAGUCCUUACCAGCUGCAAGUUGAUUGGAGUCGGCACCCUCUCGAGGGGAAAGGGCCCAUGGCCAAUUCCCUGCCUCACUGAGCCAGGCAGCCCCCCGGCUCUGGGGCCAGAUGGGCGCUGAGGCACCAUUCCCUGAGCCAGUCUGUUCCUGGAGCCGGUGCCCAGACGUGCGUCCCGUUUGGGGCCCUUUCGCGGGCUGACCUGCGGCGGGCAAUGCAUUUCAUAGCGUGAUACGCUUCACAAGGGCGUUAAUCAGUGUGUAACGUCCCAUCCCCCGCUUCGAUCCUCUGCAGGGAUACAACCAGGGGAUCUAAAAGCGUAAACGCCUUCCGAGAGGCGCAGAGGAAUUCACUGACUCAAACCGCUGUGCCUGAUCUAGCACUAGGGAGUGACAGUCACUCAUUUGCCAGGCUUACCAGGGCAAGAAAUGUGGUUGUUACUUACUGGGAGCGGGGGGGAAACCCCAGGGUCACCAAGUCAGGAAAGACCCUACAAAAACAAAGCUUUAAAUACAGCGUGUACAAAUUGUGGGCCCAUGGUAGCACUAGGCAGCCACGUUACCAAGCGCCUUCAUCUGAUCAUCGUGGCCCUGUGUUGGAAAGGGGAUGGGCGGUGCGGUGGUGUUUCAUGGCUAGCAGGCACACCAGAAACUGACCGGGUGGAAAGGAAAUUGACCGAUGGUGGAAGCGGCUGUGUUAGUCUCCCUGAAGCCUGCGUCCUGCUCAUCCAGGCGGGAGUGUCUCUGGGCAGUUGCAUACCACACUGGCAUCCAGAUAGGGCGUGGGCAUUAUCUCUCCCGGCCAGCGGGGAGGAUUAGAUUUCAGCCCCUUCUAAUACCGCCCGGCAUGAAGCCCUGUUUCGGAACGCAGCUGUCUGAGUCUUCGUCUGCGGGAAAGCUGAGCCACGAGAAAGGACAAGAAGUUGAAGAAGGAGUCGAGCUGCAGGAAGGGGACGUCACGAACGCCGAUGAGCAGACAGCAGUGGCUAUUGCUAGUGUCCAGCAAGCAGCCUUCACAGACCACAAUAUCCAGUAUCAGUUCCGCACAGAGAACAAUGGAGGACAGGUGACAUACAGAGUGGUCCAGGUGACAGACAGUCAGCUGGAUGGACAGACGGAUGCGACGGGAGCCGUCAGCGUGGUCUCGACAGCAGCCUUCGCCGGGGGCCAGCAGGCCGUCGCUCAGGCUGUGAUCCAGAACCCGUUCAGCAAUGGCGGGAGCCCGGCCGCAGACGCAGUCAGCGGGGAGGCCCGCUUCGCGUAUUUCCCCGCCUCCACGGUGGGGGAUGCCACGGCCGUGUCAGUUCAGACUACAGAUCAGUCGCUGGCACAGGCUGGAGGCCAGUUCUACGUGAUGAUGACCCCCCAAGAUGUCUUGCAGACGGGGACGCAACGCACCAUCGCUCCCCGCACCCACCCGUACUCCCCGAAGAUGGAUGGGACGCGGACGCCCCGCGAUGAGAGGCGGCGAGCCCAGCACAACGAAGUGGAGAGGAGGAGGCGGGACAAAAUUAACAACUGGAUUGUCCAGCUAUCAAAAAUCAUUCCAGACUGCAACACUGACAACAGCAAGACGGGCGCGAGCAAAGGGGGUAUCCUGUCCAAGGCCUGCGACUACAUCCGGGAGCUGCGCCAGACCAACCAGCGCAUGCAGGAGACCUUCAAGGAGGCCGAGCGGCUGCAGAUGGACAACGAGCUGCUACGGCAACAGAUCGAGGAGCUGAAGAACGAGAACGCCCUCCUCCGAGCACAGCUCCAGCAGCACGGCAUCGAAACCGUGGGCGACACGCCGGGGCAGUAACCGCUUCUUCACCACCACCACGUCCUCCUCCUCCUCCUCGUUGUCACCGGAUCUCCGCCCUUCCCCCGCCUCCUUCCAUCCCUUCUGCCCUCUGUCUGGUGCAGAGACCUCCCCGUGUUAACGCCGCGUGGCCAAACUCGACUUGGGGGGGCGCUGGGGUGGCAGCCACACGGCCGGCCCCCACUUUGCCUGCCCCCUCCUCUGAGCGCCACCGGCCACUGUCCCCCGCCCCAUCUGCCCCCUCCCCCCCACGUAGGAAAUAUUAAGAUUAAAGCAAACAAACUGCGUUUUUUUUAUAGUAGGUUUUUAACAGAGGAUAGCAGCCCUCCCCCAGCCCAGCCAUGGGUUCGAAUCCUCCCCCUUCCGGCUUAAAGUUGUAGCAUCACAGUGGCACUUCCCCGUCUGAUCCUACCGUUCAAGCCGCUGCCCGUGUCUCUCUCAGGCAGGUAGCUACAUGGCUGAAGUCAGCGUUUGGGGGGGGGGGGGGUUCUGUGGCUGCCCCCCCAUUUUGGACACUCAGUGGCGUUUAUUUUUCCUCUGCCGGCAGCAAACCUCUGAAAAAUCACACCCCUUUGAAAAUGUAGCAACUCAGGGGGCAGGAAUGGGGCCAUCCCAGAUCACUAGCCCAGUUCGGCAAGUUCUAGCCAGCCGAUGUGGCUCUGAUUCCAUCGAAUCCCCUUGCGUCUCACCAGCUGGGCAAUUCAGUUAUAACCCAUGUGGCCACCGGACCUUCCAAAGGUGGCUAGCGAGUUGGUAGGUCUUAUUUUAUUUUUUUCCCUGACUGUCAAAUCACAGCUACCUUUUCCAAGAGGUCUGAUUUCCAGGGGGGGCUUUCCGAAAACCCUCUCAUGGCAUCUCCUGUCAGGCAGCCGGAAAAAGUAGAGACCCCCAACAUCGCUAGCCAGUUCUCUUCCUAAAACCGUGGCUGUCCCGUGUGUCCGCUCGUCUGAUCUGUAUCAUAUCUUGCUCCCGGAAAGUUUAAUAUUUACCAAGGUCGACUAAAUGCUUGUUUUCUGUGGAGGGUUUUUUGCAAAUAUAUACCUAUAUAUAUAAUUUUUUUUAAAAAGAAAAACAACAAUUCAGUGGUCGAUCUCACAAUAUUUGGGUCAGAAUCAGGAGAUCUCUUCAGUUCCCUUUUCGUACGAUCUUCAAUUUGGCUUUAUUUCUCUUCUCCAAGCACGAUCUUUUUUUUGGCUUUUUGGUUAUUUUUUUUUUUUUUUUUUAAAUAAGCAUGGCUCUAAAAAAAACAAAUACGCAAAAACCAACAAAAAAAAAUUGAUAAUAGCGAGCUUUUAGCUUUGGGGUUUUUUUUAUAUACCGGCAAAAAAAUAAAUAAAUAAAAAGAAGAUAAGCAAGACUUUCAGAUGGAGUUGGAAAUAUUGGGUAUCCUUUUUGUCCUGGUCCCCGCGGAACGCAAGAAUGAAUGAAUCAAGGAAAGAAAAAAAAGGCGAAUCAGAUUUAAGGAAAAGAAAAGGAAAAAGAAGUGGAUUGAGUUGAAUUGCAGAGUUUGAAUGCUGGAAAGUAGGAAAUUAAUUCUGUUUAUAUAUAAAAGAGGAAAAAACUGCACAGACA
Molecule: messenger RNA, 3721 nt
Organism: Trachemys scripta elegans
Lineage: Eukaryota; Metazoa; Chordata; Testudines; Emydidae
Gene: USF2
Product: upstream transcription factor 2, c-fos interacting
Exons: 10
Coding region: 1028-2149 (373 amino acids)
Biological process (GO): regulation of transcription by RNA polymerase II
Molecular function (GO): RNA polymerase II cis-regulatory region sequence-specific DNA binding; DNA-binding transcription factor activity, RNA polymerase II-specific; protein dimerization activity
Source: RefSeq, a predicted model, not a curated record